AUGGCAACUAAAAACUCGACAUACAUCUGCUUCUGUACUGUUGUCUUCUUGCCUCCAUCCGUCACGUCUGCAACCAGAGGAGUGCUCUCUUUCUGUCCGUCUGAACGAGAGGGGUGGUCACUUGGAGUGUUUCGACUGGCGGGUUUUUUCUUUUUGGAAAAGUGUCGUUUAGACCGACUCGGAAACCACGAUCGGGUUCCAGGCUUGCUCAGAUCGGUUGCAUGCUCGACCAAGCCUAGAAUUGGCUCACUCCUUCGUCCGGCCGAAUGGUCCUGCCUCACCCGAACAGGUCACGCGGUCCUCCCGCGGUCGGACGACGUGGUUGCUUCCGCUUUCGUCUGGCGACGGUCGGAGGAGGUGAGCGAAUUUGACAAUCGGCCUCUUCGGAGUCGAGAGACGACAAUUCGAGUCGUUCUGUCGCACAAUCAACUUAAUAGACCCGGGAUGCCAGUGAAGUCGACCUCAUCUCACCGAGAUUCCACGUCAAGUCGUCAGUAUCCCGGCGACUAUCAGUCCUUUAAUCACCCUAAGAGACCUAAGCCAAGUUCAUAUUCAAGCAUGAAUGAUAAUGUCGAAAAGUACACACACCCAAAAUAA
This is a messenger RNA of Protopolystoma xenopodis, 597 nucleotides long. Lineage: Eukaryota; Metazoa; Platyhelminthes; Monogenea; Polystomatidea; Polystomatidae. The record is from the annotation of a GenBank genome assembly.